AGCCCAACAAACCAGCAGGGCAUUUCUAAGCCAGGAACAUCCUCAGGAUGGACCUCGUCCUUCUCUGUGUGUUCCUGCCUCUGGUGUCUGUGGCAUGGGGCCAGUAUGGUGACUAUUACUAUGGCCCCUAUAACUAUGGAGAUAAUGAUGAAUGGGUCAAUGUGUACCGGCAGGGUUUCAAUUUCCAGUGCCCACAUGGGCAGGUGAUCGUGGCCAUCAGGAGUGUUUUCAACAAGAAGGAAGGCUCCGACAGACUGUGGAACUAUGCCUGCAUGCCAGCGGCCCAGAACCUCGGUGAGCCGACAGAGUGCUGGUGGGAAGAGAUCAACAGGGCGGGAACUGAAUGGUAUCAAACUUGCUCAAACAAUGGGCUCGUGGCUGGUUUCCAGAGUCAGUAUUUUCCGUCUGUGCUUGACCGUGAAUGGCAAUUUUACUGCUGCCGCUAUAGCCGGAGAUGCCCAUAUUCAUGCUGGUUAACAACAGAAUAUCCAGGACAUUAUGGAGAAGAUAUGGACAUGAUGAUGUACACUUAUGACUACUACAUCCGUGGGGCAACCACAACUUUCUCUGCUGUAGACAGGGAUCGUCAGUGGAAAUUCAUUGUCUGCAGGAUGACAGAGUAUGACUGCCCAUUUCAAAAUGUUUAAAAGAUUGAGUGUACCUCACUUGGAAAGCCUGGGGACAGACAGACAGGGCGGGAUGAGGUUCAGUGAUUACAGAACAGCAAUUAGACUUAAAAAAAAAAACAAACCAAGACUCAUCAGCUGUCUGCUGAAGAUACAGUUCUUUCCCUCUGGAGCUAAUGAAUAAACUACCAACCCACACACUUGCAACAGCAAUUUUGGAGGAUUCCUUUAAGCUGCACUGGCAGUUGUAUUCCCCAAUUAAAAUUGCUUAUGGCAUACAGGUUUAUGAUACUCAAGUCAAUGGCAUAUGCACUAUUACCUUUUUUAUAUAAACAUAUAGCCAUUCUGAACACAUGCAACUUUCUUUCACGUAGCAACUUUGUAUAAAUUGCACAAUCACUCCAAAUGAGGUGGAAAUACACUAUAAGCUUUCCAACAUGAACUAGACUUUCCUGCCUUCUACUUUGUACUUGGAACCAAUGCAGCGAUCCCUACCAGCUUCUCAGCAGCAGUAGCCGAGAGUGUGCUGAAAGUGGCAUCAAGAGGUCUCUGAUUUAUCUGGCAUUACAUGUACAGCCCUCAGCGUAAUUCCACUGCAACAAAGGUCUGCUUGCACAAGGGAACUCUAAGUAUUUACAACACUAGAAGCAUCAAUACCUGAUUAAAUGAGCAUAGAUCCAUCAAUAAAAACAGAAGCCUAACCACCCAGCUUUACUGACAGUGUCUUUUAUAUUGUCUUAAAGGUCUCUUAUGCCAUAACUAGCCAGGAGCUCUACUCUAGGCAAACCCUGGAGUAGGUCAGGCCACUUGCUCUUUCAGUAAAGACAAAUACUGCAUUUGUCACGAGUCUACUUUUUAGAUGGCUUGUGUUUCCACCAUGGAUGCCUAAACAAAUUUCAUCUGCCUUUGUUAAUAUACUUUUGGCUUAGAAUAGACAAAUAAAGCUAAUGACUUAGGUGACCUCAGUUCCUCCAGCUUGCAGACCUCAUUCCCUGUAAAGGAUAAGCUGGCCAUGCUUCAAGACUGCACAGCACUUGUGCAGCUGUAAUCCAAUAAGAAAGAAUAUUGAUUUCUUCCAGGAAGGUCAGAGGCAGGAGUUUUGCUCUUGAAUAAACCAGAAUUUAGUGCUCAGAUUCUCAGCUGAUGAAGUCAAUGGCAAACUUAGCAGUGGCUUGCACGGUGCUGGCUCAAGGGCCAUGAUGACCCCCUGUAUCAAUUUAGUUGUAAAGCUUCAUAGGAAACAAGAGGUGUCAGGCAGUCAGUUUCCAUGUUCCAAGCAUUUUUAACAUAUUUGCUAGCAUACCCUCAAGUGUGAGCAUUAAAACUACACUUGUCCAAUAAAAGAAUAAUGGGUUUUGCAUUACUGUA
This is a messenger RNA of Neopsephotus bourkii (Bourke's parrot), 1994 nucleotides long. RefSeq names its product dermatopontin (gene DPT). The record is from RefSeq and is a predicted model, not a curated record. The transcript has 4 exons. Bases 48 to 647 code for a protein of 199 amino acids. Gene Ontology annotation, molecular function: extracellular matrix structural constituent. Gene Ontology annotation, cellular component: extracellular matrix. Lineage: Eukaryota; Metazoa; Chordata; Aves; Psittaciformes; Psittacidae. Gene Ontology annotation, biological process: collagen fibril organization.